CUCGCAGGGCGAGGGGCGGGGUGAGGGACCCGCAAGCUUCCGGGAUCUGCGGGGAGCAAGUGUCUCAGUGAUAACUAUUCUCUGGACUGAAUCCUGAAUUUGUCUUGUUGGUCAAAUGAUUAAGUUUUUCAGAAACCAUGAGUGGAGGAUCUCAAGUCCACAUUUUUUGGGGUGCUCCAAUCAGUCCACUGGAAAUGACAGUAUCACAGGAACCAGCUUCUUUAGUGUCCACUGCGGACCCCUGGAAAGAAAUUCAGCUUUUGUACAAUCACCAUUCCUUACAUCUGAAGGAUGAAAAAUGCAGGCAGAAAAGUCUUGAGGAUUAUCAGGCCCUGGAACCUCUGGACCCUCCAGAUCUUCCUCGUGGUCAUUUUCCAGCAAACUCUGUGAACAGAUCUGUUCAUGUGAAAGAUGAUGACUUCACACAUUGCAUUUCUGAAACCCAAACUAUAAAAUCCCAGAAGAGUCACCCCUUGGGGUUGAGUGAUAGAACCAACUCCAGUGAUCAAAUAUGUGGAUUUAAGGCUGGAUUUCAACAUUUAACUGAAGAAGAAAAGUAUCAAAAGCUUUUCAGUGAACAUAAGAAAAUCACAGAUGAACAGCAUAAAGAUCAAUCAAAUGUACAUGGUCAGAAUGUUCCAAAAAAUUCCUUUCAGUUAGAUCAUAAGUGUGCAGCUAUAUUGGAUAUGGUCUGUGGUGCUGAACAGACUAAUACGGGGCCAGGAGCUGUGGAAACAAACUGUGCACCAACAGAGCAUCAUGAAAUACAAAACCAGUGUCUGGAAUUCUUUUCCUCUAGCACAGUAGACAAACCAAGGCCUGAAGGAACAGUUAGGAAGGUCUCAGGCCUUAAAAUAUCCACUGAUACUGAAUUCCUCAGUGUAAUGACCUCCAGCCAGGUUGCUUUUUUAGCUCAAAGGGAGUAUAAAGGGCAGAAUUCUAUAAAUAAAGGAACCAUUAAAAUGGAGAUUGAACCAGAGGCAAGUCAUGGGGAAAUAAGAAUAACUGAAGAUAAUUUGAUUCAGCCCAAUGGUGAUUCUACAGAAGGAUAUGAAGGUGGACAGAACCAAGCCUGUUCCCUUGAACUUUUUAGUCCUGAAACAAAAAAUAGCCACAUUCUCUUGAACACCGAUAAAGGUCUUGAAGAAAAUAUAGGAUCUCAAGAACUUUUCAGUUUUGAUGAUAAAUUGCCACCAAAUGAGAUACGCAUUGAGUCAUGUAGCUCAGGAAUACUGUGUUCCCAACUAAAUACCUUCCACAAAAGUUCUAUUAAAAAAAGUUGGACCUCUGAAGAUAAAUCAGGCCAUCCUCGAGCUCUAUCUGAAGUCCCCCACAUCGCUAAGAAAAUCAAGUUGAUUUCUAAUGAGAGAGAUCAUACUGUAACAGUGCACCAGAGGAAUGUCUCUGGAUUUAAGGGCAUUAAAAAAACAUCAUUAAUAAAAAACUGUGAUUCUGAAAGUCAGAAGUAUAAUUGUUUAGUCAUGGUGUUAUCUCCAUGUCACGUGAAAGAAAUAAACAUAAAAUCUGGACCAAAUUCUGGCUCUAAAGUGCCUUUAGCAACAAUUGUGGUAAUUGACCAAUCAGAAAUUAAGAAGAAGGUUUUUCUGUGGAGGACUGCAGCAUUUUGGGCACUUACAGUGUUUCUUGGAGAUAUAAUUUUACUCACAGAUGUUACUAUUCAUGAGGAUCAUUGGGUUGGUGAGACAGUACUGCAAUCAACAUUUACCAGUCACUUAUUAAAUCUUGGGAGUUAUUCAUCUGUCCAUCCUGAAGAAUAUUCCAGUAUGGUUAGUGAUAUUGUACUUCAAGACUUACUGGCAUAUGUGUCUUCAAAACAUUCCUAUCUCAGAGAUCUUCCUCGGAGGCAGCUUCAGAAAAUGAGCAGUAUAGAAUUUGUAGAAUUGGAGCAGCUUCAGCCAGACGUAUUAGUCCAUGCAGUUCUAAGAGUUGUUGAUAUCACUAUACUGACAGAGGCAUUAUACAGUUAUAGAGGACAGAAGCAAAGGAAAGUUAUGUUAACAGUGGAACAGGCCCAAGGUCAACAUUAUGUGCUUGUAUUAUGGGGUCCUGGAGCAGCCUGGUACCCUCAACUUCAAAGGAAAAAAGAUUAUAUUUGGGAAUUUAAAUACCUUUUUGUUCAGCGCAAUUGCAUCCUAGAGAACCUAGAAUUGCAUACAACACCAUGGUCAUCCUGUGAGUGCCUGUUUGAUGAUGAUAUAAGGGCAAUUACAUUUAAAGCAAAAUUUCAAAAAAACACACCCUCCUUUGUGAAGAUGUCAGAUUUAGCGACACACCUAGAGGAUAAACGUUCAGGAGUGAUUCUAAUCAAAGCCCAGAUUUUAGAGCUAGUGUUUCCCAUUACAGCAUCUCUGAAGAUAGCUCUAAAUGCUCACAGUUCUCUGAAGAUUAUUUUUUCUUCUCUUCCCAAUAUUAUAUAUACUGGCUGUGCAAAAUGUGGAUUGGAACUAGAAAUAGAUGAGAACAAGAUCUACAAACAAUGUUUUAGCUGCUUGCCAUUUACCAUGAAGAAAAAAUACUAUAGGCCUCUCUCUGUUGUGGCCUCUCCCGUUGCAGAGCACAGGCUCCGGACGCGCAGGCUCAGCGGCCAUGGCUCACGGGCCUAGCCGCUCCGCGGCAUGUGGGAUCUUCCCGGACCAGGGCACGAACCCGUGUCCCCUGCAUCGGCAGGCGGACUCUCAACCACAGCGCCACCAGGGAAGCCCAGACAGUUUGUUUUUGAUGAGAAAGAAUCCAGUGGAAAAAAAUAACUUGAAAUUGUGAUUGUGAAAUACAUGAUUAUCAUCUUUAUUUUAUUUCUAGAUAUAAUUUACACAGCAGUGUAAAAUAAUGUCUUCUUACAUUAGUAUCUGAAAAUUUAAAAUGAAUAUGGAAUAAAUAAAAUUUAUUAAUUUAUCACUUGAAACUCUUUUUUUUAAAAAAAAGCCCUUCUUUUAUUCUGGGGUGUUUCAGGACAUCCUAGAGUUGUUUUAGGAAUUAAAAUUAACCCUGCAUAAAAACCCAGUGAUUUUUGAAAUUAUAUUGCAUUUAAACAUUUCUUUAGUUGAAAAUCUUUUUGAGGGUCCUGUGCUGUUUACUCUUUUGUAGGCCAGCUUUAAUGACCAUAGUUGAUGGAGUAUAUAAGGUUUGCGUCCAUGUAGGAUCAAAGCUGAUAGAGAAGAUUCUUCUCAACAUUUCU
This is a messenger RNA of Physeter macrocephalus (sperm whale), 3196 nucleotides long. It is a transcript of the gene SHLD2, whose product is annotated as shieldin complex subunit 2. Gene Ontology annotation, cellular component: nucleus; site of double-strand break. The transcript is spliced from 9 exons. The record is from RefSeq and is a predicted model, not a curated record. Gene Ontology annotation, biological process: regulation of double-strand break repair via homologous recombination. Bases 138 to 2624 code for a protein of 828 amino acids. NCBI's taxonomy places the organism in Eukaryota, Metazoa, Chordata, Mammalia, Artiodactyla, Physeteridae.